Messenger RNA from Daldinia loculata, 1038 nucleotides. Its product is annotated as actin-related protein 2/3 complex subunit 5. Gene Ontology annotation, biological process: Arp2/3 complex-mediated actin nucleation; regulation of actin filament polymerization. Lineage: Eukaryota; Fungi; Ascomycota; Sordariomycetes; Xylariales; Hypoxylaceae. The record is from RefSeq and is a predicted model, not a curated record. The coding region runs from base 272 to 883 and encodes 203 amino acids. Gene Ontology annotation, molecular function: actin filament binding. The transcript has 3 exons. Gene Ontology annotation, cellular component: actin cytoskeleton; Arp2/3 protein complex; cytoplasm.
ACAGCUUCCAGUCCACCGGCAAAAAGCAACGUCAAUCCUCGGCGCCCCCACCAUUCGCCUCCAUCCCUCUGUCUCUCCCAACGUCCACCGACCCCAAACCAGAUUCAGAGCCUCAAUUAAUCCACAAACGAUCUAGACUCCUAUGUACACGUAGCAGUAGGCAAACACGGGCAACUCUUCCUGAUUUAGGCAUCAAGAGCUAUAGGAGUUUCUCUACAUCAGUUGGGCAGCUCUUGUCUGCUAGGAAGCGCCAGCCAGCCAGCCAGCCAGCAUGUCCAUCAUUCAGCAGCACACCUCGGCCUCGCUCGGCGACGCCUGGCGAACCAUCAACAUCGAUGCCCUAGACCCCGACUCCUCGCAGAACUUCGACACCUCGACCCUACACCCGCCACUCCCCGAGAUCGGCGAGGCUGAUGUCCGGCAGCUUAACGGCCAAAUACGCCAGCUGCUUCGCGGCGGUGACGCUGAAGGUGCCCUGAGAGGCAGCCUCGAGAGCCCGGUGUACAAUGGCAGCGAUUCAGCUAAGGAUGCCCACCUGCAAACCGUAGUAGAGGUCCUGCAGUCGAUCAAGGCGAGCGAGAUGACACCGAUGCUACAGCGAAUCUACAGCACAGAAGGCGGAAGCGAAUUGUUAGAUGUAUUGAUGAAGUACCUAUACAAAGGUAUGUCAGGCGGUGGAUCGGCAAGCAGCGGACCUCGAACCGCGGCCCGGAUCUUGACGCCGCAGCCCACGGGAUUCAGCCAGAUCGGCUCAAGACCCGGGACUACAAACGAGUCUACGGGUACGGCUAUGAGCGUGCUGCUAAGCUGGCACGAGAAGGUUGUCGAUGUUGCGGGCUUGGGUAGCAUAGAGCGAUGUAUGACAGACUGGCGAAAGGUUUAGAGCCGACUACUGCUAUUAUAAAUGGGAUCACGAUUUUUAUAUAUCUUCUUCUACAUGUACCUCGUGUAAUUACAAAAUGCCCUCGUCUAGUACACUUUUCUAAGUAUAUCUACCUCGUAGUUGCCUACGUCUCAAUGCAGUUGAGGUCGUCGUUG